Saccostrea echinata is the source of this 3199-nucleotide messenger RNA. RefSeq names its product SH3 and PX domain-containing protein 2B-like. Gene Ontology annotation, biological process: superoxide anion generation. Gene Ontology annotation, molecular function: phosphatidylinositol binding; protein binding; superoxide-generating NADPH oxidase activator activity. The transcript is spliced from 13 exons. NCBI's taxonomy places the organism in Eukaryota, Metazoa, Mollusca, Bivalvia, Ostreida, Ostreidae. Bases 38 to 3184 code for a protein of 1048 amino acids. The record is from RefSeq and is a predicted model, not a curated record.
CGAUAUGAGUGGUGUAAACAUUUUUUAUUAAAGGAAAAUGGGAUCAAGACAGGAGAGAAAGAUCACAAAUGUGGAAGUCUCCGAUGUACAAAAACGUAGAAAACCCAGCAAACAUUAUGUUUAUAUUAUACGAGUCACUUGGUCUACAAGGACAGUCAAUAUUAUCUACAGACGAUACAGCAGAUUCUUUGAUUUUCAGCACUCAUUACUAGAGAAAUUUCCAAUAGAAUCAGGACAGCUAGACCCUAACCAAAGAGUUAUUCCAUUUCUUCCAGGUAAAAUAUACUUUGGCCGCAGCCAGGUGAGAGAGGUGGCAUUGAAGAGACUAAGUCAGAUAGAUGAUUAUUGCAAGGCUCUGAUCAGUUUGGAGGAGAAAAUCUCCCAGUGUGAUGAGGUCCUGGAAUUCUUCAGCGUCGAGGAGGAUGAUCUCAAUCCUCCCACGGAUGACGAAAGAAAGAAAAAAGCGACUUUUGACACAGCGAGUAAGAUUUCCGAGCCCAGACUUGGCGAACAGUACAGGGCCAUAGCUGACUACACGAAGGAAGAUAAAUGGGACUUAAAUCUGAAAGCUGGCACUGAGGUUGAGGUUAUAGAGAAAACAGAAAGUGGCUGGUGGUUUGUCCACGUCCAGGACCAACAAGGAUGGGUCCCCAGUACCUAUCUUAAAAGGGCGGAUGGUAUCAAAGAGGAACUAAGCGAACGGGCGAGGCCGGGGGAAGAGGAACAGUACAUCUGUACCGAUGAUUACUACCCCUCCAAUUCAGACGAGCUACCUCUGGAGAAGGGGACAGUGGUGGAGGUCAUCGAGAAAAAUCUGGACGGCUGGUGGUGGAUCCGACAAAAAGGAAAAGAGGGAUGGGCACCUGCGACAUACAUGAUGAAGGCUGAGAAAGCUCACAUGGAGAGAGUAGCUCGUGCCUCGGGUGUCCAGAUUGUGGGGGGACUUCAAGACAUCAGUGACCUGAUGCAGGAUAAUGGGGAUGACUCAUGGGAUGAUGAACCUGACCCACCACCUCACCCCACCAAACCCUACCUGUCUAAAAAGUCCCUGUCCUUAGAGAGGGGAGGAUCCAUCAGGCCACCUCCCAGACAGAACUCAAUCAAAAAUAUUAAAAUAGAUAUAAAACCCCCUAAACAGAAGAAAACUCAGUAUGUAACUAUUGCUGACUUUACGGACACAGUUGGGGAUGGUAUCAGCUUCUCAAAAGGUGAAAGUGUUGAGGUCAAACAGAAGACAGCUGAUGGUUGGUGGUUUGUGAGGAUCGGAAAUAAUGAGGGCUGGGCCCCCUCUACUUAUAUAGAAGGCAGGGAGAUGGGAGAUAUACAGGAGGAUUACGUUCCUAAUGAUGAAAACUAUUCUGAAGUAGCAAUUGAUAGUGAUGAUGAAGAAGAUUACGAGCAUCCUGACUCCAUGAUUCGUAAUAAUGAAUAUGAAGAGGUUAAAUAUGAAGUCCCAGUCAAUAAUAAUGGGGAGGGAGAAAAACCUAAUUUUGUGUUUUCUAAACAGCCUAAUUUACCCAAACCACCAGAUCUGGUUAAGGAGAAGCUUGAUUCUGUUCGGCCGCUUAGCCAGGCUGAGUUGAGGGUCAGAAAGAAUCCCAAUGCCAUUAAACGACCAACUUCAAAACCUCCUCCCCCACCCAUUGGAUUUGUAGCAAAUAGGGACAGCAGUCCAAAGCCACCCCCUGUAGACCGUUCCUCUCUUGCUGCUGCAUUAAAGAAUAAAUUAGAAGCAAGGGUAUCAGAGGAGGUUUCAAAACCUGAUUUAGAAGCAAAGUCAUCCAGCUCAAGUUCAGAUUCAGAUAAGAAACCAAUUCUACCACCAAAAUUACCAAUGAGACCAGACAAAACUGAACGAAGCUUCCCUGAGCCUUCAGUGCCAACACAGGUGUCAAGAGAGAGAAUCCAUAGUGAUGGUGGGAAUAAUUUAGCUGAAAUACUGAAGGCAAAGUUUGAAUCUCGGAAAACUACAACUGAAGAAAAUGAAAAUACAGAUAGUUCAAUUUUUAAUACUUUCCCUAAAAAGACUGGUGUACAGAUUUCCCAGCUGCCUCUGUGCCAAGCAAAAUCAAAUCCAGAUUUUUCAAACAAAACAGUUCCAAAACAAGAAAAGCCGGGAUUGCCCCCUAAAUUUGAUAAACCUGCUAUUCAUCUGAAACCAACAAAGAAUGAGUCAGCCCAUAAAAGAUUGAGCAUGCAGGAGGAGAGUUCAGAAUUAGCGAAUGCUUUACAAGCAAGGCUCAGAAGACAAUCAAAUGUUGAAGUAACAUCAUCACAGCACUAUAGUGCUGUAGAAAAGCCAAAGAAAUCCUUUCCAUCAAAGCCUAUAGUUCCAGAAAAAACCAUCAGUGAGGACAAAACACCAAUUCUCCCUCCUAAAAUAGAUGUGAAUAAGACAGGGGGGAAAGAGGAUUCUAGGACAGCUGUGACAAAAACAAACAAAACUGAUAAGAGUUUCCAGCCAGGUUGGAAAAAAGAAUCAUGCAAGCCGAAAUCAAAACCACCUGUUCUUGCAAAACCUAAAAAGCCAGUGCUACCUAAAAAUGAAGUAAAAGACAGUAAAAAUGAAGGGGGUUCCCCUCAGUCUCUUGUUAAAUCAGGUUUUGCAAAAGACCUCGCUUCAAAAUUAUCUUCUAAUCUUGGAAAACAAGACACAAAUACUGAUUUUAAACCUGCAAUACCGAAGAAAUCCCCAAUUGUUCAAAAAAUAUAUGGUGCAAAGUUAGAAGACUCUGAUCAAGGAAAAACAUCUUCAAAAUCAUCUGUUUCACAACAGUCCUAUAAAACUAUUGCAAGAUAUCAAGCAGAUGGAAAUGGGGAAGUUUCAUUUGAAGAAGGAGUUGAAUUAGAAGUGUUGAGAAAAACCGAGGGUUGGUGGCUGGUGAGGGUGGGAACCAGUGAAGGAUGGGCACCAGCCACAUACAUUGAACCUUGUGGGUGUGGACCAAGAUCCCCUUCACCUGUGUGUGAUUCUGGAUUUACUUCCCCUGAAGAGGGAAGUAACUCCGUUUCCUCUGUCAAAUACAGAACUUGUGCAGAAUUUAUUCCGGAAAGUGACACAGAACUUGGGUUUAAGGAAGGUUGGGUUGUAGAAGUGCUUGAUUCAUCAGAGGAUGACUGGUGGUAUGCAAGAGUUGAUGGGAGGGAGGGAUGGGUACCAGCUGAAUAUCUAGAGGAAGUGUGAUAUAAAAUGUGUGAU